AUGUUUAGACAAAAAAGCCCAAGAAAGUCAACUACUUAUAAUUAGGAAAGAUUUGAUGAUGGACCUUAGUUUGCUUUAGUUCUAAAUAGCGAUCUUUCUUAAAUACAAAUAUCAACCAUAUCUAAAUAGUUUAGUAUGUAUGGGUUGAAAGUAUUAUAAACACAAUCUUUAGAUAGGAAGAAAAAUAUUCUUUUCAUAGAGCUUUCAAACAUAUUGACAGUCUUCACAGAAGCUUAAGAGCUUUAAAUCAGAAAGAAUUACAAGCUUUCUAAGACUUAAAUACAAGCGAACGAGCUAAUGUUGAUUAAAGCAUAAAAUCAGUAUAAUAUUGAGGUUAAUAGUCCUGAAUCUUAAAAAUCAGAUUAUUAUAGAAUUGACUAGAUUUUGAAUAAUAUCUAAAAUCCAAUGGAUGAUUCUGAAGAAUUAAACAGCAAUUAGAAUGGGGGAAGUGCAGGACAAAGUUAAGCCACUUUUUAGGAAAAAAAAGAUAAAGUUGCUUCAAAAUAAUAAUAAUACUUUAGAUUUGACUCUGCUUCUCCAACACAAAGAAGCUUGCUUUAAAAAUUGGAAAAAGCAAACAAAGAAACAAAUGGUUAUAAGUAAAAUUAACUUUAAUAAAACUAACAAGAAACUUUUGAGCUACUUACAAAGUAAUCAAAUCAAGAAAAACCUAGUUAAAAUGGACAUUCUAAUUAAAUAAAUGGAACGACUAAAACUUACAAUAAAAAAAUAAGUAAAGAAGAAUAGGUUAAAUUAUUAGAAAAAAUAGAUCCUAGAAUUUAAUAAUAUGAGAAAUUGAAUGUUAUCAAAACUGAAAUGCUCUAUGAUUUAGAUAAGGAAGGAAAUGUUAUCAUGUCUAAAAGAGGUUUAGGAAUUUUCACUCCUGCAGAAAGACUUCGAAUAACUUAUUCUUACAUGAAUAAAAUUCGAAUUAAAGAUUUAAGAUUUUUGGAGUUUUUAUAAGAAUAGCAGUUGAUAACAGAAAUAAUCCCUUUGCAUGAAAAAAAUGCUGCUAUAAGCGAUUCGAUUCAGUCAAUAGAGGAUUACUAUGGAGAGAAUAUAUCAAGUUAUUUCGAGUUUUUAGAUUUCUAUCAAAAGUGGCUACUCUAUCCAGCAAUACUGGGUCUAAUUACUUAUGUGUUAUCAAAUAAGUUUUUCACAAAAUAAUAUCUUUACUUCUACUUUUUUUAUACUGUUUUUAUUUGCAUUUGGAGCUCUUUGUUCUAUAUAUUCUGGAAGAGAUAUGAGUCAGAGUUGCAAGUUAAGUGGGGUGUAUUUGGUAAAAAGAUAUACAAAGAGGACAGGAAUGUGAAUUUCAAAGGAUAGAAAAGAAUAAAAGUAACUACGAUGUGCGAAGAAGAGUAUUACCCUAGAUCUAAGCGUCUCUACUUGUAUAUAAUUAGCACAUUAGAAAGUCUUCCAUUGUUAGUGAUGGCUUUUUUGCUUAAAGUGAUUAUAUUUAAUUUGAAUGGAUUAAUUCAUAAGAAUUCGAUGUUGUACAUAGAAUCAAUUGCUUCCCUGACGGAGGUAGGUGGUAUUUUAGCAAAAUUACCAUUAAAGGAAACGAUAUUUAAUGUAAUUAUGAUAGUAUUUAUAUUGAAAAUAAAUGAGUUUUACAACACAAUCAGCUCUAAGUCUACUUAAAGAGAAAAUCACAGAACAAAUAAUGAUUUUAACUCUUCUCUUGUUAUUAAGCGUUUUAUUUUUGAUUUAAUUAAUAGAUUUACUCAUUUCUUUUUUAUUGCUUUCGUUGUAAGGGACAUUAAUUCUCUUAAAAGUCUUUUGGGUUCCUUAUUCUUACUUGACGAAGUUAGAAAAGUAGCUACUGAAUCUGUAGUACCUUGGGUAAUGAAAAAAAUAAUUUCUAUGAAAAAACAAAAGGAAACUAAUCCAGAAGAAGACGAUAAUACAAUUAAAAAAAAUGAAGAAUUAAAUUAACUUUAUGCUGACAGCAUUAGAGAAAUUGAGAUGCUAUUUUAUGAUGAUUUUGAUGAUUACAUUGAGGUUGUUGCUUAAAUAGCAUUUAUUACUCUUUUUGCAGCAGUAAAUCCAUUGGCAUCUUUCUUUUCUUACUUAUUUAAUAUCUUGGAAAGAUCUAGUGAUAAAUUUAAGCUUAGUAACAGAUUGUAUCGUCGUCCAAUGCCCUUCAAAGUUCAGGGUAUAAAUGCAUGGAAUAAAGUUAUAUUUUUGAUUUCAAUAUUCUGCAUAUUUACAAACGUGGCAUUCCUCUGUUUUGAUUACUAUAAAAUAUACGACCUUUAAAUUUAAGAAGAAUACUCUCAGAUGUGUUAUGAUUCUGAUUUAAAUAGCUCAAAUAACGUUAAUAAUCUAAAUGUAUAAGAGUCCUAAGAAUCAAUUAACAUAUGGAAUCAAGUUUAUAUUACAAUGUUUAGUUUGGAACAUUUGAUCCUGUUAGUAAUUACUUUCUUAUACUAUUUUAUCUCGUAGUAGCCAAAAUGGGUACGUGUUUAUAAAAGAAGAAUGGCUAUUUAAUAAGUUGAGUAGAUUCAAUAAUAAUAAUGA
Tetrahymena thermophila SB210 is the source of this 2523-nucleotide messenger RNA. Its product is annotated as calcium-activated chloride channel protein. The record is from RefSeq and is a predicted model, not a curated record. Lineage: Eukaryota; Ciliophora; Oligohymenophorea; Hymenostomatida; Tetrahymenidae. The transcript is spliced from 3 exons. Gene Ontology annotation, biological process: chloride transmembrane transport. Gene Ontology annotation, molecular function: chloride channel activity.